AGAACUACAUAAAUGAGUUGUGCAACUUCACCGGUAUCCAGUUCAGAGAGUUCAAUCGGGAGUGUUGAGAGCAACUUUGACUUGAAAUGUGAAAUUUGUUGCUCUAAAGGACAUGGAAAUCACUUCGGAGUUACUGCCUGUCGAGCUUGUGCGGCAUUUUUCAGACGGAUGAUCGUCGGAACCGGAUAUCGCCAAAAAUGUCGUUCGUACAAAACAUGUGAGCCCAAAGAUGGAAGAUGGCAAUGCAAGAAAUGUCGGCUUGAAAAGUGCUAUAGUUUAGGAAUGACACCAGAUAAUAUUCAACACGACAGAGAUUUAUUCCAGUGCUCUUUAAUAUUUCGUGAAAAAAACAGAAAACGGAAGCUAAUAGAGGAAAAUAUUCCAAAAACCGUGGAAAAAAUCUUGGGAAUUCCUCAUCUAAUUUUGUUUCGAAAAAAAGAGAGACUACAUGAAAGACCAGCCACGUAUAUCGAUUUGAGUUCAAUUAUUGAAAAAACUGAAAAGAUUUUUCGAAUGGAGCCCGAUUUCGACAGUGGAAUGAGCACACUUGAAAAGCUUACAUUUGGACUGAAACAAUCCCGACUAACACAACAGAAAUCUCUUUCGUUAAUCAAAUGCUAUGGAAAAGAAGAAACUUGUAGCCUUUGGGAAGCACAACUGACAAAAACUGCCACAUGGUUGAUGUAUUUUGAUGGUUUUCGAGAACUUCCGUUCCAUCAGAAAUUCUCAAUGUUCAAGCGUAUGUGGCAUGUCUGGGGAAGAUUGGAGCGACUGUCAAUGACGGCUGAGAUGCGUGUUAAUGGUAAUUGUGGAAAAAGGCAAUUUGUGGUUUCGCAUGAUUCUUUAGUAGACUAUGAUGCAACUCAUGUAAAAUCUGAGUGGAGCACAAGAUACUCCAUGGAAGAGUUACGAAGCCUUUUGGAUAUUCCGACAUAUUAUUCUGAUUCUCUUGUAGAUUCGUUUAUUAAUGUGAAUCCUACAGAUACAGAACUUGCAUUCAUUUUGGGUCAAUUAUGUCUGAAGCUAACAGGAAAAAUGCUAGGUGGAGAUGUUGAGGAAGUCACACAAAAGUUGCAAGAUGUUUUGGCAAAUGAUCUUCACGAACACUAUAAAGAUCAGGAAGUAUCAAGAUAUGCACAUCGAUUAACAAAACUACUUUCCAUAAACAACGAUUGGCAAAGUUUGUUGAAUAAGACAAGAGAUCGAAUACAUAUUGCAAUGGUUUUGGAUGCAUUUCAUGUGGAAUUUUCACAUCCUGAUUUAUUCCAAUUUUCUGUUUGAAUCAGAGUUUUGUACAAAACAUUAAAAUUUCCAUUUACACAGCAUCUCAUGUGUCAUACAUGCCACAUCUCCCAGAUCUCAGUUUCUCCCCAAAUACCCAAUUAUCCUGUUCAGGUGCAGCGUUAUGUGACAUUUGAAUGUUUAUUCUCGAAAUAAAUAAUUUUAAUAUUUUUA
Caenorhabditis elegans is the source of this 1455-nucleotide messenger RNA. It is a transcript of the gene nhr-143, whose product is annotated as Nuclear Hormone Receptor family. Gene Ontology annotation, molecular function: DNA-binding transcription factor activity; RNA polymerase II cis-regulatory region sequence-specific DNA binding; zinc ion binding. Bases 13 to 1281 code for a protein of 422 amino acids. Gene Ontology annotation, cellular component: nucleus. Gene Ontology annotation, biological process: regulation of DNA-templated transcription; DNA-templated transcription. The transcript is spliced from 10 exons. Lineage: Eukaryota; Metazoa; Nematoda; Chromadorea; Rhabditida; Rhabditidae. The record is from RefSeq and is marked reviewed.